CUCUGUGUGUCAGUUGUCAUCACAUCAGUAUUUUGAGUACAAGAGUGGAUGAUAGUAAAAUUAAAUGAACGUUUAGCAUUAUUAUCACAUUACUUUAUUUGAAAUGUUGGGACCAGAAUUCUAAUAUGAUACCGAAAUUUGUGAUUGUUUAUGAAUGAGUGACACCGGUAGCGACACAGAAGCGACCGAGCACACUGCACUCAUGGAUGGCCACAUAGCUGAAGCCCGACCCGAUAGGGAGAUCGCUGAACGGAUUGCUAGGAAACGGAAGACAAAAUCCGAAACACAGCGUAAUUAUGGAAGUGUGGCAGCAUCACAAAGUAGUCGAUCAAGUGCAGUGGGCAGAUCUGGUCAAAACAAUCAUGAGGAUUCAAGCGAACAUCAGGUUGAAGAGCUGGAGCUUAAGUAUGGAGCAAGACAUGUUAUCAAACUUUUUGUUCCUGUGACCUUAUGUAUGAUAGUUGUUGUUGCAACUAUAUCGUCCAUCAGCUUCUAUUCAGUCAAAGAUGUAUAUUUAGCAUAUACACCAUUCCAUGAGGAGACUCCAUAUGCAUUGACCAAAGUAUGGAAUGCUCUUGCCAACUCCAUGAUCUUAUUGAGUGUAAUAGCUUUGAUGACUGUUCUACUUAUUGUUCUAUAUAAGAAGCGAUGUUACAAGGUCAUUCACGGAUGGCUCAUCUUAUCUUCUCUAAUGCUACUCUUCUUGUUCUCAUAUUUGUAUAUAGAAGAAGCACUAAGGGCGUAUAACAUACCUAUGGAUUAUAUUACAUUAGCAUUUGUUAUGUGGAACUUUGGUGUGAUGGGGAUGAUAGUUAUACACUGGAAGGGUCCUCUACGUCUUCAGCAAGCAUAUUUAAUAUUUAUAGCAGCUUUGAUGGCAUUGGUGUUCAUUAAAUAUAUGCCUGAGUGGACUACAUGGGCUGUUCUAGCUGUCAUAUCCGUAUGGGAUUUAAUAGCAGUAUUAACACCAAAAGGACCUCUGCGGAUAUUAGUAGAAACAGCUCAGGAGCGAAACGAGUCUAUAUUCCCAGCACUAAUAUAUUCAUCGACCGUCAUGUACUGCUUGGCGGCGCCGGCCACAGGUGAAGGUGAGACGCCGGCGCGCGAGCUGCGUCCGCUCAACCCGCUCCACCCGUGCGACCACGGAUCGGAAGAAAAUGAUUCGAGUGAGGGGUGCGCGGCUCAAGGCUCGGGAUCGGGCGAGGGGGGCAGUGGCGCCGGCUGCAGCAGUUCGGGGCGAUCAGCGAGCGGCGCAGCGAGCGCGGGCGGCGGCGGGUGCGCGAGCGGAGGGGUGAACGUGGGGGGCGGGGGGAGCGCUGGCGGCGGGGAGGCGGGCUUCGACGCAGCGUGGCACGCACGUGCAAGCGAGCGGGCGGCGCCGCGCCGACUGCGAGUGGACGGCACGGCGCCGGCGCACUACGUCACGCGCGUCGAGCGCACGCACACGCACUGCGACCGUGAGGAGAAGGGCGUUAAACUCGGAUUAGGAGAUUUUAUUUUUUAUAGUGUGUUAGUAGGCAAAGCUAGUUCAUACGGAGACUGGAAUACCACACUCGCCUGUUUUGUAGCAAUACUUAUUGGACUGUGUUUGACAUUGCUGUUGUUAGCGAUUUUCAAGAAAGCGCUUCCAGCUCUACCCAUCUCGAUAACCUUCGGUCUUAUAUUCUACUUCGCCACCCGCUACGUCGCCAAACCCUUCGCAGACGCGCUCGCCGCUGACCAAGUCUUUAUUUAAGAACUAAUACACACUCACUUAUUUUAUUAAAAAACGUCAUAUGCUGUAUUUUUUACCAAAAUUCAUACUGCCUACAGCAGCCGUACUUAACCAAAGCAGUUAAACAACUAAACGCAAGUUUGAAUAACAAACCUUGGCUUUUUAUUGUCAUACCAUAUCAGAGUUAAGUGUUGCCAACGUUGAAGAAUUUUGAUCUUUUUUUUAAAAAAAUAACAAAAUUAAAUUAAAAAUUAAACAAUGAUGUGAUGCGCGAGAAAUAACAUGUUGUUUUAUAUGUAACUCGAGAAACGAAAUGGUUGAGUACGAUUGUUAAGCGGCAGCGGCUUGAAACUGUUCAGCUCGAUUUGAGUUGUAUCACAUUUUAUAAUACUACUAUGCUAUGAAUUUUUACAGCUAAAUAAAAAUUACCACUUCUGCUAAUAUUUAUCAUUUUAUAAUACGAGAUUGUUCUACCAACCCGUAUUGGAGCAGCGUGGUGGAAUAAGCUCCAAACCUUCUCCUCAAAAAAGGAGAGGAGGCCUUAGCCCUGCAGUGGGACAUUAACAGGCUGUUUCUGAAAUACGAGAUUGCAUUUAAGGCUAAAAAAAGACAAUAAUCGAACUGAACAGAUGUUGUAAUAUUUGCCAAUGAUAACAUGAAUAAUAUUUAUUGUCUAAAAUAAAAAUAGGGUUUUCAUAAAUAAAAAUGAAUUAUCAGAAUAAAAAUAUUUGGACUGAAUCAUAAUAGGUUCGUUUUUAGGCUAGUUACGGACUAACUGACAUAGUGUAGAUAUUAAUGUUAGCAUAAUGAAAUUAGCAAAUUGAAUUUGUUAUGCAAUAAUUUAAAAAAUGACACUUAUAUAAUAGGGUAAUGUUUGCUAGUGUGUACAUAGUAAAUAUUGUCUAGAUAAUUACAGCCAUCGUAGAUAGUGUCCUGUGUGAAUUCACUAUGUAAGGUUAAUGUCCACAGGUAAUUUAGUAUGAAAAAAAACAGAAAAUAAUUGUAUUAAAUUAAAUCACAUUAUUCAUAAACAUUUAUUAAAUUAAUUUUUUUACUAAAACAUGUUUUUGUUUCAUUUUUUCAACUUGAGAUUUUUUUGAAAUAACACAAAACAUAUUUUAGUUGAAAUAUAUUAAUUAAUCUAGGAAUUCGUCGAAUCUUUUACCUACAAAGUGGUGUAAUUCAAAAACAUGACAGAUAUUACAGUUAACAUAAUUUGGUAUGUAAUAUACGUUUUGUUAAAUACCACAAGUAAAUGACGAAGUUAAAGAAAAUACAGGAUACGCUAUCAACAACGGUACUUCGACAUUUAUUUGUAAUGUCCGCUCUACGUGUCGUUCACGGCAAGUGUUGAUGGAAUCGUAAGUUCGCGUUUGCACUUCGCCACAUUCCCCAGUGGUUGCGGGUAUAAAGGGCCAUUUACACAGAAAACACGCGCGAAAUAUUGGCGGCCGCGAUUCAUGGGCGCAUGUAGAGUGGUGUGUUUCCAUUGAAAUAGUAAAUGGCAAUUAUUGUGUUCGAAACAUACCAACAAUAACAAAACAUUGUACCAAGUCAAUAUUGCCAACUUAAGAUAAUUAAAUGAACUUUGUCACCAACACUUGUUGACAACACAUAUCUUGCCAGUUUUUCGUUUAGUGGAGAUGCAGCUGUAACUUAAUUUAAAGUUCUACAUUCCAAUAAGUAAUAUAUCAUAACAUUUGCUUUUGAAAUUAAUUUAUGUUACAUUAUCAUGGUAAUUUGUUUAAGAAAUAUAAUUUAACAAUUA
Molecule: messenger RNA, 3482 nt
Organism: Nymphalis io (European peacock)
Lineage: Eukaryota; Metazoa; Arthropoda; Insecta; Lepidoptera; Nymphalidae
Gene: Psn
Product: presenilin-2
Exons: 9
Coding region: 155-1735 (526 amino acids)
Biological process (GO): negative regulation of apoptotic process; calcium ion transport; protein processing
Cellular component (GO): Z disc; dendritic shaft; neuronal cell body
Molecular function (GO): aspartic endopeptidase activity, intramembrane cleaving
Source: RefSeq, a predicted model, not a curated record